Messenger RNA from Gastrolobium bilobum, 1864 nucleotides. RefSeq names its product 4-coumarate--CoA ligase-like 6. Lineage: Eukaryota; Viridiplantae; Streptophyta; Magnoliopsida; Fabales; Fabaceae. The record is from RefSeq and is a predicted model, not a curated record. Gene Ontology annotation, biological process: ubiquinone biosynthetic process. Gene Ontology annotation, cellular component: peroxisome. The transcript is spliced from 6 exons. Gene Ontology annotation, molecular function: CoA-ligase activity. The coding region runs from base 138 to 1814 and encodes 558 amino acids.
CAGUAAUAGCUUCACUCUCAAGCGAGUCCAAAUGUAAAAAGAAUAAGACUAUCCAUCCUUUUGGGGGCAAUGCCUCAUUCUUUGUAAUUGUAAUUGUAUUGCACCAACUUCUUUUCGACUACUCUGCUUCUGAUUGAAUGGCAGCAAACGGAAACUGCGACAUGCUCCAAAACACAAGCACAACACUUACUCACCCUCAUUGGUACUCACCAAAAACCGGAAUUUACCAUAGCAAACACGCUCCCUUGAAGCUUCCCACCGACCCUUUUCUCGACAUUGUUUCCUUCAUUUUUUCUCACCCCCAUAAUGGGGUUUCAGCCCUCGUUGAUUCCUCAUCUGGGUGUUCUAUUUCGUACGCAAAGUUGUUACCUUUGGUCAAAUCCAUGGCUUCUGGUCUCCACAAAAUGGGUGUUUCUCAAGGUGACGUGGUUUUGCUUCUACUUCCAAAUUCCAUUUACUAUCCCAUUGUGUUCUUGGGUGUUCUGUAUCUAGGUGCUGUUGUUACACCAUUGAAUCCUCUCAGUAGUAUCUAUGAAAUACAUAGGCAAAUUAUUGAGUGUGGUGUGAGGAUGGCUUUUACUGUACCUGAAAAUCUCAAGAAACUAGAACCAUUGGGUAUUCCUGUUAUUGCUGUGCCAGAAAAUGAGAAGGGUUUGAGGCAUGGUUGUUUCUCAGGUUUUUGUAACCUGAUUUCUUGUAACUUUGAUUUGCCUCAAAGGCCAGUUAUUCAACAAGAAGACAUUGCAGCUAUAUUGUAUUCUUCAGGGACUACUGGGGUGAGUAAGGGAGUUGUUCUGACCCAUAAAAAUCUUGUUGCUAUGGUUGAGCUUUUUGUGAGGUUUGAAGCUUCUCAAUAUGAAUACUCUUGCUUGAAGAAUGUGUUUCUAGCUGUUUUGCCAAUGUUCCAUAUAUAUGGUUUAUCGCUCUUUGCUAUGGGAUUACUGUCUUUGGGUUCUACAGUCAUUGUGAUGAGGAAAUUUGACAUCGAUGAGGCUAUCACGGUGAUUGAUAAAUAUAAAGUUACACACUUUCCUGUUGUUCCACCAAUGUUGACAGCAUUGACAACGAGGGCAAAGGGUAUUAAUGGAAGUAAGUUGAAGAGUUUGAUACAGGUCUCCAGUGGUGCAGCGCCUUUGAGCGUAGGAGUUAUUAAUGACUUUGUCCAAACUUUCCCUAAUGUUGAUUUUAUACAGGGUUAUGGAAUGACCGAAUCAACUGCAGUAGGAACACGUGGCUUCAAUACUGAAAAGUUUCACAAUUAUUCUUCAGUAGGGUUGUUAGCUCCAAACAUGGAGGCAAAAGUAGUAGACUGGAAUACUGGUGCUUGUUUGCCCCCGGGCAACAGCGGUGAGCUUUGGUUGAGGGGCCCUUCAAUUAUGAGAGGAUACUUGAAUAAUGAGGAAGCCACAAUGUCAAUAAUUGAUAAAGAUGGUUGGCUACAUACUGGAGAUGUUGUUUAUUUUGAUCAGGAUGGGUAUUUACAUAUAUCUGACCGCUUGAAAGAUAUUAUCAAAUACAAGGGCUUUCAGAUUGCUCCUGCUGAUUUGGAAGCUGUGUUAAUUUUGCAUCCUGAAGUAGUUGAUGUUGCUGUUACAGCUGUCAUGGAUGAAGAAACUGGGGAGAUGCCAGUGGCAUUUGUGGUGAGGAAGGUUGGAAGUGUGCUUUCUACCAAGCAUAUUAUGGAUUAUGUUGCUGAGCAGGUUGCUCCACAUAAGAAGGUUAGGAAAGUGGUCUUCACUGACAAGAUACCAAGGUCUGCGACUGGUAAGAUCCUUCGAAAGCAGCUUAGGAAUUGCUUGACUUCUAAACUCUAAGGCAUCUUUCAGGACAGAGGACACGCCCCAAGCACAAUAUUGAAAAAUUA